GGCCAACUCCCACUCUUCCUCCCAUCAACACAAACAAGCAUCAAUUCAGUGAGAUAGUUCAAGAAAACCAGCUCUGUUCUUUCAGUAGCGCAACUUCGCAAGUCCACUAGAACAAGGGGAAGAGAUGGCUUCUCCGGCCAAGGCAUCGUGGAUGGUGGCGAUGAGUGUCGGCGCCGUGGAGGCGCUCAAGGAUCAGGCCGGCCUCUGCCGCUGGAACUAUGCUCUCAAGUCCAUCCACCGGGCAGCCAAGGCCAGGGCCAACGUCCGUGGCGGCGUCUCACAGGGUGCCAAGCAGCUUCCGGCCUCUGCUGCGGCGGUGGCGGAGAAGCGGCGAGCGGAGAAGGCCGAGGAGGGGCUGAGGACGGUGAUAUACCUCAGCUGCUGGGGUCCAAAUUAGCACUAGCUGUGAUUACUAGUUAGGCGUUUGCUGCAACAACCACGGCCUGAAACCGGUUGGCUUCCCCGUGGAAUCUUCCGUUGUAAAAAAACACGAUGAUGAUGAUGAAAAAUUUCUUUUACUUCAGUUCA
Messenger RNA from Hordeum vulgare subsp. vulgare (domesticated barley), 528 nucleotides. RefSeq lists its product as uncharacterized. The record is from RefSeq and is a predicted model, not a curated record. Lineage: Eukaryota; Viridiplantae; Streptophyta; Magnoliopsida; Poales; Poaceae. Bases 125 to 397 code for a protein of 90 amino acids. The transcript has a single exon.